Galeopterus variegatus (Sunda flying lemur) is the source of this 2013-nucleotide messenger RNA. RefSeq names its product glycogen synthase 2 (liver) (gene GYS2). Gene Ontology annotation, biological process: glycogen biosynthetic process. Bases 1 to 2013 code for a protein of 670 amino acids. Gene Ontology annotation, molecular function: alpha-1,4-glucan glucosyltransferase (UDP-glucose donor) activity. The record is from RefSeq and is a predicted model, not a curated record. Gene Ontology annotation, cellular component: cytoplasm. The transcript has 15 exons. NCBI's taxonomy places the organism in Eukaryota, Metazoa, Chordata, Mammalia, Dermoptera, Cynocephalidae.
AUGCUCCGAGGCCGAUCCCUGUCUGUGGCAUCCCUGAGUGGGCUUCCUCGGUGGGAAGCUGAUGACCUUCCUGUGAAGGAUUUACUGCUCUUUGAAGUUUCGUGGGAAGUGACCAAUAAAGUUGGAGGCAUCUGUACUGUGAUUCAGACAAAGGCCAAAACAACAGCAGAUGAAUGGGGAGACAAUUAUUUUCUGAUAGGUCCAUAUUUUGAGCAUAAUAUGAAGACUCAGGUGGAGCAAUGUGAACCUGCGAAUGAUGCUGUCAGGAGAGCAGUGGAGUCAAUGAACAAGCACGGCUGCCAGGUGCAUUUUGGAAGAUGGCUGAUAGAAGGAAGUCCUUACGUGGUGCUCUUUGACAUAGGCUAUUCGGCUUGGAAUCUGGACAGGUGGAAGGGUGACCUCUGGGAAGCAUGCAGUGUCGGCAUCCCUUACCAUGACCGAGAAGCCAAUGAUAUGCUGAUAUUUGGAUCUUUAACUGCCUGGUUCUUAAAAGAGGUGACAGAUCAUGCAGAUGGUAAACAUGUCAUUGCCCAAUUCCAUGAAUGGCAGGCUGGAAUUGGUCUGGUCCUUUCUCGAGCCCGAAAACUUCCUAUUGCCACAAUAUUUACAACCCACGCCACACUGCUUGGGAGGUAUCUCUGUGCAGCAAAUAUUGAUUUCUACAACCAUCUCGAUAAGUUUGACAUAGACAAAGAGGCUGGGGAAAGGCAGAUUUACCACCGAUAUUGCAUGGAGCGAGCGUCUGUUCAUUGUGCUCACGUGUUCACCACAGUUUCUGAAAUAACAGCAAUGGAAGCAGAACAUAUGCUGAAGAGAAAGCCUGAUGUAGUUACUCCAAAUGGCUUGAAUGUUAAGAAAUUUUCAGCAGUGCAUGAGUUUCAAAAUCUACAUGCCAUGUACAAAGCCAGGAUCCAAGAUUUUGUUCGAGGCCAUUUCUAUGGUCAUCUCGACUUUGAUCUUGAAAAGACUUUGUUCCUUUUCAUUGCUGGGAGGUAUGAGUUUUCAAACAAAGGAGCUGACAUCUUCCUAGAAUCCUUAUCCAGGUUAAAUUUCCUGCUGAGGAUGCAUAAGAAUGACAUCACUGUGGUGGUGUUUUUCAUCAUGCCUGCAAAGACAAAUAAUUUCAACGUGGAAACCCUGAAAGGACAGGCAGUGCGUAAACAGCUAUGGGACAUCGCACAUUCUGUAAAGGAAAAGUUUGGAAAGAAACUCUAUGACGCAUUAUUACGAGGAGAAAUUCCUGACAUGAACAAUAUUUUGGAUAGAGAUGAUCUAACAAUUAUGAAAAGAGCCAUCUUUUCAACUCAGGUAAUAAGAAAAAGUGUGGUUUUGCACCCAGAGUUUUUAUCCUCCACCAGCCCCUUAUUACCCAUGGAUUAUGAAGAGUUUGUUCGUGGUUGUCAUCUUGGAGUAUUUCCAUCAUACUAUGAACCAUGGGGUUAUACUCCAGCUGAGUGCACUGUGAUGGGCAUCCCCAGUGUGACAACAAACCUGUCUGGCUUUGGCUGUUUCAUGCAGGAGCACGUGGCUGAUCCUACUGCUUACGGAAUUUACAUUGUUGACAGGCGGUUCCGCUCUCCAGAUGACUCCUGCAAUCAAUUGACUCAGUUUCUCUAUGGAUUUUGCAAACAGUCACGUCGCCAAAGAAUUAUCCAGAGAAACCGAACUGAGAGGCUCUCAGAUCUUCUGGAUUGGAGAUACUUAGGCAGAUAUUACCAGCAUGCCAGGCACUUGACGUUAAGCAGAACUUUUCCAGAUAAAUUCCACAUGGAACCUAUAUCACCACCGACGACAGAAGGAUUUAAAUAUCCCAGGCCUUCCUCAGUACCGCCUUCUCCUUCAGGGUCUCAGGCCUCCAGUCCUCAGAGCAGUGAUGUGGAAGAUGAAAAUGAGGAUGAGAGAUACGAUGAGGAACAGGAGGCUGAAAGGGACCGCUUAAACAUCAAGUCACCUUUUUCUCUGAGUCACGUUCCUCAUGGGAAGAAAAAGCUGCAUGGCGAAUACAAGAACUGA